AUGACUGGCGGUCCCGCAAUCGUCCAUGAUGGCAACGCCAACAUCGAGCAGUUUCUUGACAAAAGGAAGAAAUGGUAUAGAAACAAGCGGCUUGUUCUCCUCAAUGCAUGGAUAUUUCUUAUGCUCUUGACCUCGUCGACGAAUGGAUAUGAUGGGAGCAUGAUGAACGGGUUACAAUCCCUCGAUCAAUGGAGGGGUUACUUCCAUAAUCCUCAGGGCGGCACCUUAGGCUUGUUCAACGCCAUACAGAACAUUGGAUCUUUGGCGGCAUAUCCGUUUGCGCCGUUCUUGUCGGAUGGGCUUGGCCGUCGUAGGACGAUAUUCAUUGGUGCCGUGAUCAUGUGCGGAGCUGCAGCUCUGCAGGCAGCGGCGCAGUCUUUCGGCAUGUUCAUAGGAGCUCGCUUUCUUAUCGGAUUCGGUGCUGGCAUUGCCGGUAAUUCGGCCCCUCUGUUGAUCACGGAGAUCGCCUAUCCCUCCCACCGUGCACCACUGACCUCCCUGUAUAACUCGGUUUGGCAAUUCGGCGCUUUCAUCGCGGCAUGGACCACGUUCGGGACGUUCAAGAUCCCAUCUAGUUUGAGUUGGCGCAUCCCAUCCGCAAUCCAAGGACUGCCAUCCGUCUUCCAAGUCUGCUUGAUACUCUUUGGCCCGGAAUCUCCCCGUUGGCUAGUCAACAGAGGUCGAGAAGCGGAUGCCCUCAGGACGUUGGCAUAUUAUCAUGCUGAUGGCGAUGAGGACCAUCCUCUGGUGCGCUACGAAUUGGAAGAAAUCAAGGCUGCCAUCGAGUUCGACAAAACGGUUGCUGCCAACGUCGGCUACAAGUCACUGUUCACUUCUCCUGGCAAUCGCAAGCGGAUGCGGAUUGUCAUCGCUCUCGCGUUUUUCAGUCAAUGGAGUGGGAACGGCCUAGUAUCAUACUACCUCAACAAGGUUUUUGACACCAUCGGCAUCAAGAGUCCUACCAUCCAGCUCCUCAUCAACGGCAUUCUCCAAAUAUGGAACUCAUUCUGGACCAUCUUCGCUUCCUUCUUGGUCGAUAGAGCUGGUCGCCGUGUCCUGUUCCUCACAUCCGCAGCAGGGAUGUUCUUCGCAUUCCUGUUUCAGACGGUCUGUACGGCCCAGUUUGCCCUGCACGAAUCUCAGGCGGCUGCGCACGCAGUCAUCGCGUUCAUCUUCCUCUUCUAUGGCUUCUACGACCUCGCCUUCAGUCCUCUCAUAGUCUCGUACACGGUCGAGAUUCUCCCAUAUCCACUUCGCGCCAAGGGUCUGACCGUCUUCAGCUUCGCUCUGUCCCUGUCUCUGAUCUUCAACCAAUAUGUGAACCCCAUUGCUCUCAAGCAUCUCGGGUGGAAAUACUACAUCGUCUACGUGGUUUGGAUCGUCUUCGAAUUCGUCUACUGUUACCUCUUCGUCGUCGAAACGAAGAACAGGACACUCGAAGAGACCGCGGCUCUCUUCGAUGGGGAGCAAGCGAUGGCCCGAAUAUCUGGUCGGGCGGCGGACGAGCUGAUGGUAGAUGAACAGGAGGACAAAGACACGUAUACGUCUCCGGUCGACGGCGGUGAUAAAGUCUGA
Molecule: messenger RNA, 1575 nt
Organism: Punctularia strigosozonata HHB-11173 SS5
Lineage: Eukaryota; Fungi; Basidiomycota; Agaricomycetes; Corticiales; Punctulariaceae
Product: hexose transporter
Exons: 9
Coding region: 1-1575 (524 amino acids)
Biological process (GO): transmembrane transport; carbohydrate transport
Cellular component (GO): membrane
Molecular function (GO): carbohydrate:proton symporter activity
Source: RefSeq, a predicted model, not a curated record